AUGGAUCGAAUAUCAAUUAGUAACGUUUCAAUCGUCACACAGUUCACAAAUAGAAGCAACAUGAAGUUCGCCGUUGUCGUAGUCCUGUUCGCUUUGGCCUAUGGAGCCAACAGUUCGGUAGUGCCACUUUUGACCACUGCCCAUGGAACGGUUGUGGUUGGAGCACCCGCUGUUGCCGGCUCCGUGGCGGUUCAUGCCUCGGCUGUGCCAGCUGCUGUGCCCGUUGCCCUUGCCCCCGCUGGCCCAGUGCUCAUCCAAUCCGGUCCGGCAAUUGUUCAUGCCGCACCCGCUGUUGUCCACGCUGCCUCUCCAGUUGUUGUUGCCGCCGCUCCGGCCUCGUACGUGGCCAAGACACGCGGUGCUGUCCAUGUUGCUCCUCUGCCCGGACAUGUGCAGAGCGCUGCGUCCGUAAAUCUGGAGCCCGCACCAGGCACUUGGUAAACACUGUGAAUACUGGACAACAUCCUUUUGAUACCACCACCUGACCAGCCCUGCCUUUGACCUUGCCAUUGAUUCCUUUUGAGUUUCGCGUUAAUCUUUAAGUCAUUUCAUUAUUCUUAAUGGAUUAUUCUCACACCUCUUACUGCCAUCUAAGUCAAGCUUUGUCCCUAAUCUAGCUGUCUAGUGUACUCUCUUCCUGGUCAGCUCAAUUACUGUUCUCCCACUUUCUCCAUUCUGGUCUACUCUAUGAAUAUUAUUCCUCCUCCAACAGGAUCUGUUAACCAAAUGUUGUCACCCGGAAAUUUGUUUCAAAAUAAAAAUGUUCAAAAUACAAAAACAAAA
Drosophila innubila is the source of this 783-nucleotide messenger RNA. Its product is annotated as adult cuticle protein 1. Bases 1 to 441 code for a protein of 146 amino acids. Lineage: Eukaryota; Metazoa; Arthropoda; Insecta; Diptera; Drosophilidae. The record is from RefSeq and is a predicted model, not a curated record. The transcript has 3 exons.